AUGGGGUUCAAACAAAGUCAUUAUGACUACUCAUUGUUCACAAAGCAGGUUGAUGGUAACACUGUGAUAGUACUAGUAUAUAUGGAUGAUCUGCUAGUCACAGGAAGUAAUCAUGAACUUCUGUGUAGUACUAGGCAGGAGAUUCAGAAUAUGUUUAAGAUGAAGGAUCUUGGGGAGCUAAAUUUCUUCCUAGGAAUUGAGUUCUCAAGGUCCAGUCAAGAGAUGAAUCAGAAACUUACAUCUCUACAAUAUGAUGAACAUGUCAAGAAUGAAGUGUCACAAGAUGAUAGUCUGCUCUCAAAUCCUACAAAGUAUCAAAGACUAGUAGGAAGGCUUCUCUACCUCACAAUGACUAGACCUGAUCUGUCCUUUACUGCACAAGUUUUAAGCCAGUUCAUGCAUUAUCCUAAACAAUCUCAUACGGAAGCUGCAUUAAGGGUAUUAAGGUAUAUCAAGGAGGCUCCUGGUUUAGGCCUAUUGAUGCCAUCAGAACCUACCACACAGCUUAGGGCUUAUUAUUACUCUGACUGGGGAGCAUGUUUAGAAACAAGAAAGUCUGUCACAUGA
Molecule: messenger RNA, 567 nt
Organism: Solanum dulcamara
Lineage: Eukaryota; Viridiplantae; Streptophyta; Magnoliopsida; Solanales; Solanaceae
Exons: 2
Coding region: 1-567 (188 amino acids)
Source: RefSeq, a predicted model, not a curated record